This is a messenger RNA of Centrocercus urophasianus (Greater sage-grouse), 3293 nucleotides long. It is a transcript of the gene TPST1, whose product is annotated as tyrosylprotein sulfotransferase 1. The record is from RefSeq and is a predicted model, not a curated record. Gene Ontology annotation, cellular component: Golgi apparatus. Gene Ontology annotation, molecular function: protein-tyrosine sulfotransferase activity. The transcript has 7 exons. NCBI's taxonomy places the organism in Eukaryota, Metazoa, Chordata, Aves, Galliformes, Phasianidae. Bases 1873 to 3012 code for a protein of 379 amino acids. Gene Ontology annotation, biological process: peptidyl-tyrosine sulfation.
UGGAGCUUAAAUUAAUUUCUUUGUGCAUUGAUGAUCUUUAUUUUAUUAGCUUGUGUUUUUGAAAAGUCACCUAUUGGGUAGCAGAGAUGCCAGUGAUGUUUGAAGGUGGUUAAAAUAAACCAGCCCAAUGGGGUGAGAGAGCAUCUGAAGGGAGGAUGGGGCAGGCAUUCUGCUUUUAUUUGGGAUUUUUGCUCUUCCUUGAGCAGAGGACGAGGCUGCUCCCAGCUGGGCAGUGUACUGAUGGCACUGCUGCUGCUCUGCUGCGAAUCCCAUGCUUUACCCUCCUGUAAGGGCAGUCUUCCCCCCAUUCCCCACUGCGUGGUGUGAGCCCCACAGAGCUGCUGAAGAAAAGCUGGUGCUUCUCUAUAGGGCCAGGCAAAAAAAUUCAUUAUUCAUUUAUUAAAAAAACACAAAACAACACCCAAACCAUCUGCUGAUGGAGGGGUCCUGGGGCCAAAACCUUCCUCCACUACCAGACCCUGGGGACAGCAGUGGGUGGCGUGUUGGUCCUCAGUUGGUCUGGGCUUUUUCUUCUUAAAAGAGAUAGAAUUAAAGCUCAGCUCGGGUGCUGUUCCCUCAGCUUGGUCAGUUUUCUCCCAAAGUUUUGUCUGGAGCCAUGCAGUGCUGUCCUCAAACAAAAGGUGACACUUUGCUGUCCCCAGGCAUUGAUCAGUCUGUGCUGGGAGCAGCCCCGAAUAUUGGAUUUGCCUGCAUGUAACCCAGGGGGUCCAGACUGGCAGGGAGCGUCAGUCGGCUCCUCUCCUUGUAAGGCAUGGUGGUUGUUUUUGUGGUUUGUGUGUUUGUUUGUUUGUUCCAUUCAAAUUCAUCCAAAAAGGUUCUUUUUCCCCAUUUGCAUUGUUCACCGAUUUCCUUAGAAACCUCAUUGGAACGCAGCUAUUAAAGCCCCUUUGGCACAAAGCAGUGGAGGUGAAGGAAAGGAGAAGGAAGCAUAGAAACCCAAAGGGAUUUCAACCGCUUCCUCCUAUCAAUCUGUCCCUUCCUGCUGCCAACACAAACACCUGUGGGCCCCGUCCCACACACAGUGACACUGGGGGACCCGCAGACCAAGCCAAUCCCAACACCCCACCCUAUGUUCUGUGGCUGUGGGUGCUUUGAAGAGCCCAGAGUGGCUCAAUAGACCAACCCAGCCCCAAAAUAUCCCACUGCUGAAGCGUCUUCCUGCUUGUUCUCUGUUUUUGGGGCUUUUCCCAUCCCCUUUUCCCACCUUUCUCUGUGGCACUGGGAGCUGGAGUGCUCCCUGUAAGGAGAAUUGAGCUGGUGGCACCCAUGGGGAGCAAUAGGAAAUGCAGAGCCCUGGUGGCAGCGGGUGCAGGGAGGGCAGCCGUGAGUGCUGAGCUCUUUGCUGGUGCCUCAGCACAGCCCGGGAGUUAAUCAUUAAAAUGUGCCUGUGUGUAACUACUCUCCACAGGACAACGAACUGAGAAGUUAUUUAACACCAUUUAAAUGGGUCAUAGCAGUCACUAUAAUAACUGUGCCUGGAGCCAAUGGGAGCCAUCAGGCUGCUAUAAAAGCGGGUGAGGAGGAGAAGCACUGAGCACCCAAAGGCUGGGUGCUGCCCUAUGGAGAGAUCCCAGCCCUUGUAGGGCUCUGCACCCACCCUCUGUGCUGACAUUGAAGGGCAGGGGUCUGGGGGCUGCUGCUGCUGCUAAUGGGAUCCGGAAUUUGAGUGGAAAAAGGUGAAACUCAGCAGCGUGGUGAGUGAGGAUGCUCGGCCGAGGGGAUGUGCAGGGUGUGAGCAUGGAGCACGUGUGGACCCUAACUUACUUUGGAUCAGGAUCUCCAUGGCACGUGAACUAGAAAGUAAUCUGCAAUAGAAGGUCUCUUAAUUUUGAAGCGACAUUCUUGAUCAAAAUGGUUGGAAAGCUCAAGCAGAACUUGCUGUUGGCGUGCCUGGUGAUCAGCUCAGUGACAGUGUUCUACUUGGGCCAACACGCCAUGGAGUGCCACCACCGCAUAGAGGAGCGCAGCCAGCCGGCGCGGCUGGAGGGCCUGAGAAGCACAGUGAGAACUGCCUCUAAUGGGAACCCCAAUAAAACCUUUGCUUACAACAAAGACAUGCCUUUAAUAUUUAUUGGAGGAGUACCUCGAAGUGGCACCACGUUAAUGCGUGCCAUGCUUGACGCUCAUCCGGAUAUUCGAUGUGGAGAGGAGACGAGGGUAAUCCCACGAAUUCUGGCAGUGAAGCAGAUGUGGGCCAGGUCAAGCAAAGAGAAGAUCCGGCUGGAUGAAGCUGGAGUCACAGAUGAGGUCCUGGACUCAGCCAUGCAAGCGUUUUUAUUGGAAAUCAUCGUGAAACAUGGGGAGCCUGCGCCUUAUUUGUGUAACAAAGACCCUUUUGCUCUAAAAUCCUUAACUUAUCUUGCUAGAAUUUUCCCCAAUGCCAAAUUUCUUCUAAUGGUACGGGAUGGUCGAGCAUCUGUACAUUCCAUGAUAUCUCGAAAAGUCACAAUAGCUGGGUUUGACCUCAACAGCUACAGAGACUGUUUGACCAAGUGGAAUCGUGCUAUAGAAACUAUGUAUAACCAGUGUAUGGAGGUUGGCUUUGAAAGAUGUAUGCUGGUACAUUAUGAACAGCUUGUAUUGCAUCCUGAAAGAUGGAUGAGAACUCUCUUAAAGUUCCUCCGCAUCCCGUGGAACCAAGCAGUGCUGCACCACGAAGAAAUGAUUGGAAAAGCCGGGGGUGUUUCUCUUUCCAAAGUUGAAAGAUCUACUGACCAAGUCAUCAAGCCAGUCAAUGUGGAAGCGCUGUCCAAGUGGGUUGGGAAGAUCCCUGCUGAUGUUCUGCAGGACAUGCCGGUGAUCGCGCCCAUGCUAGCAAAACUGGGCUAUGAUCCGUAUGCCAACCCACCAAACUAUGGGAAGCCAGAUCAGAAAGUUGUGGAAAACACCAGAAGGGUCUUUAAAGGUGAAUUUCAGCUUCCUGACUUCCUUAAAGAAGCUCCACAGCCAAAGAAGACAGUAGAAAGGAGGUCUCGUGGCAAGAUAAAAUGAACGUGGAUCAGUGAAGUCGGAUAGCUAUAGUACUGAACCCAUGGAAUAGAAGAUGCAAUGGAUAUUUCUUGCACAGAAGAAGAACACUGCUGCCUUCUCGAUGGAAGUGAUGUUACAAGGACUGUCCCACUGAGAUCAAUGAGGUGUACUGCUCAUGGCCUGCUUUUCUCACGGUUCUCUCCCCUUUACUUUCAUGCUCUCGUCUUUAUGUUCAAGGUUUUGUUGUUGUGAGCGCAUGCAAACCUGUUAAAAAAAAAAAUACUAAAAAAGUCACUGUUAAA